AUGGCUUCAAUGGAUAGCCAAAAAGCAAUAGAGCUCUUUGAAGGCCAAACUCUUCUGUACGUGCAGAUAUUUGGCUACCUAAGAACUAUGUGUCUUAAAUGGGCUGUCCAACUAGGUAUUCCAGACAUCAUACACAACCAUGGAAAGCCUAUUACUCUUCCUCAGUUAGUGUCAACUUUGCAAAUUUCACCAACUAAAGCUAGUUUUGUGCACCGGUUCAUGCGCUUUUUGGCACACAAUGGAAUCUUUGAUAUCCACGAAAGCCUAGAAGAACAUGAAAUAACAUAUUCUCUAACCGCUGCAUCAAAGCUUCUUGUCAAAAACAGUGGCCAUUGUUUAACUCCUGUAGUUUUAGCGUUUACUGAGCAAUUUAUGAUGGAUAACUUACAUCUGUUAGGGGAAUGGACUCGUGGGGAGGACCCCACAAUAUUUGAGACAGCCUUUGGAACAAGCUUUUGGAAACUUCUUGAGAAAAAUCCUGCAUAUAUAAGUCUUUAUAAUGAUGCAAUGGCAAGUGAUUCCCAGAUGGUAAGCUUGGCAUUGAAAAAUUGUAGUUCAGUUUUUGAAGGGCUAGAUUCCAUUGUGGAUGUUGCUGGUGGAACUGGAACCACAGCCAGAAUUAUCUGUGAGGCAUUUCCUAAGUUGAAAUGUGUUGUGAUUGAUCUUCCUCAUGUUGUAGCAAACUUGACUGGAAGUAAGAAUUUGAGUUUUGUUGGUGGUGACAUGUUCGAAUCCAUCCCUGAAGCUGAUGCAAUUCUAAUGAAGUUGAUUUUACAUGACUGGGAUGAUGAGAAAUGCAUUAAGCUCUUGGAAAAGUGUAAAGAUUCUAUUUCAAGCAAAGGCAAAAGAGGAAAAGUGAUUAUCAUCGAUACAAUAAUAAACGAAAAGCUAGAUGAGCAGAAUCUGAGUCAAACAAAGCUCAGUAUGGAUAUAAUGAUGUUGACUAUUAAUGGAAAAGAGCGAACUGAAAAAGAAUGGAAACAACUCUUCAUCCAAGCAGGAUUCACGCAAUACAGAGUAUUUCCCAUCUUUGGUUAUAAAUCUCUUAUUGAGGUCUCUCCGUAG
This is a messenger RNA of Abrus precatorius (Indian licorice), 1065 nucleotides long. Its product is annotated as isoflavone 7-O-methyltransferase-like. The record is from RefSeq and is a predicted model, not a curated record. NCBI's taxonomy places the organism in Eukaryota, Viridiplantae, Streptophyta, Magnoliopsida, Fabales, Fabaceae. Gene Ontology annotation, biological process: methylation. Gene Ontology annotation, molecular function: O-methyltransferase activity; protein dimerization activity; S-adenosylmethionine-dependent methyltransferase activity. The coding region runs from base 1 to 1065 and encodes 354 amino acids. The transcript is spliced from 2 exons.